Meloidogyne enterolobii is the source of this 469-nucleotide messenger RNA. Lineage: Eukaryota; Metazoa; Nematoda; Chromadorea; Rhabditida; Meloidogynidae. The record is from the annotation of a GenBank genome assembly.
AUGGAGGAAGAUAAUCGUCGCAGAGCUAAAGAACUUCAAGAAAUUUUAUCACGUGAGAAGGAACGUCAGCGUCAUAUGUUAGAAGCCGAAACUAAACGCAAGCGGGAGGAGGAGGAAGCUCGCAUGAAUCUGGCACUCCAAGCAGCCCAGCAUACUAAAGAGCUCGAGCAAGAACAAGCCAAAAAAGCUGAUGAAGAGCAGCGUCGACGUCUUAUUAAAGAACAACAGCGCCAACAGCAGCAGGCAUUUGAGGAGGCACAUGCUGAACGCAUUCGACAACAGGAAAUCGCCGCGCGAGCCGAAGCGGCGGCAAAAGCGGAACAACAAAGGAUCAAAACAGCAAACAGCAGAUCAACAACACGCAGCAAAGGUUGCAUGGCAAACUAUUCCUCAGGUUACAAAACCCAUUCAGAUGAAUAUUGUUCCGCCAGUAACUCACAAUCAGCAGCAAACUUCAGCUACAAAUAAA